UAUUUACAGAACAAAAUAUGAAUAAAAAACAAAUGCGAACGUAUACUUCAAUAAUCUCUCAACCUUCUUCUUCUUUGUUUAUUCUUGUAUAUAGGCAAUUAGGCCUGUUCAUAAGCACAGCAGAGUUCAAUGUUCAUUCUUUAAAGUGAAAUUUCAUCUGGGUGUUUUUCUGGGCAAGCACAGAAAUCUCUCCUCAUUCAACUGGUGAUCUUUCAAACCUUGCUUUUUUUUACAUUUCUGUUCUUUUAAAUUCUUUGAUUGGUUUGGUGUCUACACCAGUUAAGAACUGGGAAUGUUUUGAUUUUUCUUUCUUUCUUUUGGUGGGAUUAAUUUUCUCCUUUUUCUGGGCCAUUUUUGUUUUUACUUGAUUGUGUACAAAUUCAAAGGCUAGUUAGAAUUGUUAAAACUUAAAAGUUGUCAUCGAUUCUUUUUCCCCCUUUUACUUCAGCUGCAAACAGUCAGCUAUUAUUGGGAAUGAUGUUUUGCCAGCAACUUGAAAAUUAGUUAGAAAAGUUGGCAACUUUUUGGUAAUUAAUUCGCAUGAAUUUGAGUUGACUUGCGAUCCAGAAUGGUCCGCUACAAUUGGAGUGUUGAUAAAUUAAUUUUUGAGAAGGUGGGAAGUUGAAAAUAUUGCAGAAGAAUGAUUCUUUUUUGUUCAUGAAUUUAUGUGGAUUAUACUGUCAUGAGGUGGUAUCUAUAAGCUGCAAUUCGUAGGGUAUUGAAUCAUUGGUGAAUCUCAUUUCGGAUUAUACUAUCAUGAGGUGAUAUCUAUAAGCUGCAAUUCGUAGGGUAUUGAAUCAUUGGUGAAUCUCAUUUCUUCUGUAAGAUUUACGCUUCAUCGAUUUCGCCUUUUUGGACUUGUGUAGGGCAAUGAAUUUCUCAGGCUGAAUAGGACUUGCCAGUUGAUAAAACUGAUACUCAAGAUUCGAGGUGGUUUACUUAUACAUAGUUGAGCAUUGGGAUUUUUGACCUGUUUAAGGGCGGAAAGGUUUCCAGGGAUCAUGUUCUCUGUGCAGAAAUGGAGCUCAUGGUCCCUGGUAAUAGUCAUUGCUUCUGUUGUGGCCUUAGUUUCAGUUGUACAUUUCUUUCUUUCCCCUGGGGGGCCAUUUGUAGAUGAUUUUGGGAAUCAGGAGGUCAAACACACCUCUUUUCAAUCAAAUGGAACCAAAGAAGAGGGCAAUAAUGUUCUUAAGGCUGGAUUCAAUGGCACUGAUAGUCUGAUGAAUGGGAUGAUUUACGGGAGCAAGCAAACAAAUGAGUCUGCUGAAAAGGGGAAGCAGACUGAGAAAAUAAUGCAGCAGGCAAGGGUUAAUUUAACUCUCCAAUAUCCUCCAGAUUCAAGGAAUGCUGUUUUCUACCGCGGUGCUCCUUGGAAGUCAGAAAUUGGGAGGUGGUUAUCUGGCUGUGAUGCAAAUGCAGCUGCAGUAGAAGUGGUUGAGGAAAUUGGUGGUAAGAGCUGCAAAAAUGAUUGCAGUGGUCAAGGCAUUUGCAAUCAUGGAUUCGGUCAUUGUAGCUGCUUCCAUGGAUUUGAUGGGGAAGAUUGCUCGGAAAGACUGCAACUAAGUUGCAAUUACACUGGAUCAGCAGAGAAUCCAUAUGGCCGGUGGGUAGUCUCGAUUUGCUCAGCUCAUUGUGACACAACAAGAGCUAUGUGCUUUUGUGGAGAAGGCACAAAAUAUCCAAAUCGUCCUGUGGCAGAGGCAUGUGGAUUUCAGAUAAAUCCGCCUUCUGAACCCGGGGGUCCCAAACUGGCUGACUGGACAAAAGCCGAUGAUGAUCUUUUCACAACAAAUGCAAGUAGACGAGGAUGGUGUAAUGUAGAUCCCCAGGAUGCAUAUGAUGGUAAAGUACUUUUCAAGGAGGAAUGCGAUUGCAAGUAUGAUGGUCUAUGGGGCCGAUUUUGUGAGGUGCCAGUGCAAAGUGUGUGCAUUAAUCAAUGCACUGGUCAUGGCUACUGCCGUGGCGGAUUUUGUCAGUGUGAAAAAGGCUGGUACGGAAUGGAUUGCAGUAUCCCUUCUGUUUCAUCCCCAGUUACUGAGUGGCCAAAGUGGCUUCGACCAGCACAGAUCCAGAUUCCUGAUAAUACAAAUCAAAGCGGGAAAAUAAGCCAUCUAAAUGCAGCUGUAAGAAAGAAAAGGCCCCUCAUUUAUGUUUAUGAUUUGCCACCAGAAUUUAACAGUCUGCUCUUGGAGGGCCGCCAUUACAAGCUGGAGUGCGUAAACAGAAUAUAUGAUCACAGAAAUGCUACAAUAUGGACUGAACAACUUUAUGGUGCACAGAUGGCAAUCUUUGAGAGUAUAUUAGCCAGUCCUCACAGAACAUUGAACGGUGACGAAGCAGAUUAUUUUUUUGUUCCGGUCCUUGAUUCAUGUAUAAUAACUCGUGCUGAUGAUGCUCCCCAUUUAAGCAUGCAGGAUCACUUUGGCCUGAGGAGUUCUCUGACCCUGGAAUAUUAUAAGAAAGCAUAUUAUCAUAUUAGCACCGAGUAUCCUUACUGGAAUCGGUCGUCUGGAAGAGAUCACAUAUGGUCCUUUAUGUGGGAUGAAGGUGCUUGCUACGCCCCUAAGGAAAUAUGGAACAGUAUGAUGUUGGUCCACUGGGGGAAUACAAACUCCAAGCACAAUCAUUCAACAACUGCAUACUGGGCGGACAAUUGGGACACCAUUUCGUCUGAAAGAAGAGGAAACCAUUCUUGCUUUGACCCGGAUAAAGAUCUUGUCAUUCCUGCAUGGAAACUUCCUGAUGCAAAUUCUCUGAUGUCAAAAUUCUGGGCCUGGCCUCGUGAGAAGCGGAAAACACUCUUUUAUUUUAAUGGAAACCUUGGACCAGCUUAUGAAUAUGGAAGACCAGAAGAUACUUACAGCAUGGGCAUAAGGCAGAAAGUGGCGGAAGAGUUUGGGUCAAGCCCAAACAAGAAAGGACAACUUGGGAAACAGCAUGCUGCUGAUGUAGUGGUUACUCCUGAACGUACUGAUCAUUAUCAUCAGGAACUGGCAAGUUCUAUUUUUUGUGGGGUUAUGCCUGGAGAUGGGUGGAGUGGCCGGAUGGAAGAUAGUAUUUAUCAAGGGUGCAUUCCUGUAGUUAUCCAGGAUGGAAUUUACCUGCCAUAUGAAAAUGUCCUCAACUAUGAAAGUUUUGCUGUUCGUAUAAAGGAAGAUGAAAUUCCAAACUUAAUGAAAGUUCUUCGGGGAUUCACAGAAGAAGAAAUAGAAUUUAAGUUGAAAAAUGUAAGAAAGUUAUGGCAAAGGUUCAUAUAUCGUGAUUCUAUUCUUCUGGAAGCUGAGAGACAAAAAAUUGCUCCUGGCAUUGUGGAGGGCUGGACUAGGGAGAUGUCUCAGUUACUUGAAGAUGAUGUUAUUGCAACACUUAUGCAGAUAUUGCACUACAAGCUGCAUAAUGACCCUUGGAGACGGAAGCUGAAACAUAAAAGAACGAAAGAGUAUGGAUUACCCGAGGACUGCUUGAUCUGAUGAUAGUGGAGAGAUGUAAACUAAUCGGAAGUAUAUCACAGAAGAUGGCACCAGUUAACAAGAAAACAGAAAGGACAAAUAAGAUCCUUCAUAUACCUAUACAUCAUACAAUGUUUAAACAAAGGGUGAUUUCAUUCCCUUUGCCUCACAAUCUGUGUCCAUAGAAAGGUCAGUUUUGUCUCCACAAAUGAAACUCUAGCUCCAGCCCUAUUGGCUAUUGCUCCAUCAGCCCCGACACAACUUUAUUACAGAAACUAGGUUAUGAUUCUGCUUAGGACUCCUUUUUUUUAAAAAAAUUUUAAAUUCAAUCAUUUUUUUGCAUGGAGGUAAGCAUCCCUAUACACCAAGAAGUUAUAGGUUUUUUUUUUUUUUUUGAAAUGGUAGAAAAUUAUAGGUUGUUUCUUCCUUUUGUUACGCACCCCCUCCCCCAGUCCUAGUCGUUGUACAGAACAAAGAAUAGAUCUUUGAAGUUAUAGAUGGGAAGAACUCCACCAUGUCAUCAUAUUCCCUUUGUUACUUGGGAUAGUUUCUGGCAUUUUUUUUUUUGCGGUCUUUCCUUUCUUUCCCAAGGACACAGAAUCAGUUUCUUGGGCUAGGAAGAUGCUUUAUGCUAUCAAAUUACAUCUUAAAAAACAGCUAAAUAACCAAAUCACUCUUAUGAAGAAAAUCUCUUACAGCAUAACUUGAUUCAUUUUAAAUAGCCUGACUCAUUAACCAAACCAAACGCCACCUAAAAAACUGAUGGCUAGUACUUGAACAAGUUCGGGUUAUCUUGGUGGCUCCAGACAAUCUUAUAGUACUUGGCACCUGAAAGAGAAGGGAGCAAUUUCACAACAUAAUCAUCAGACUGUUUUAGUUAACAGUGAAAAGUCAAUCCCUGGAUUUUCGAGGGGAUUAUUGAUACUGAUCAGAUUCUCUUCAACAUUGCUUUGGUUUUCUGUGGCCAUUGACGAGUCUGAAACCAAUCAGUUCCAUCUUUUCACGUGAACUGACCUCCAACAUUGUUGUUUUAAGUUUUCGUUAUGAAGCUUCCUUCAUGGUCAUCCUUUGUACUUUUUCUGGAAGAAUUCUUCAAACAGGUCCUUGUCGCUAAUGUAAGUGAGCAGCAUAGAUCAGUUCCGUGUCUAAGGUUAAUUUCUUCAUGCAUGGCAUACUUUCUACAAACAAAUACCAGCUUUUCUACUUCAAACCCUGCACUUUACCCCACAUGUUUCUUAUCUGCCUUCCAAUUGCAUGAAAUCAACCCAAAUGAAAUCGUGGUAUUAAGUACUAAAAUCAAAUUAAUUCAGUACUUGUGCGAUUCUAAUGUAAUGUUAUCCCUUCAAAAGCUAUAAAUACAUUGAUUGAGCUCUCUAUUAGGAAUAAAAUUAAGAGGAGGAUGGGGACUGGGUCCUGAGUUGAAUAUGGAUGGGAGCUAUUCGAAAAUAAUAAGUAACUAACUAUCGAUCUAGUUCACAUAAAAAAAAAAAAUUUUGGAAUUUUUUUCCUCUUAAUUUUCUUUAGGGAUACACUGUAUACACACAAGAACAGAUCUUUGAAGAUUAGUUCAGGGUAUCUGUACUAAUGAAAUAAAAUCUAUAGUACUAUACUAAGAGAGAAACCAGAGAAAGGAAAUCAAACUUCUCCCCCCCAUUGACACAUAGGACAAAAUUCUAUGUGUCAUUUUCUUAU
Molecule: messenger RNA, 5141 nt
Organism: Oldenlandia corymbosa var. corymbosa
Lineage: Eukaryota; Viridiplantae; Streptophyta; Magnoliopsida; Gentianales; Rubiaceae
Source: the annotation of a GenBank genome assembly